UUUGCUUUGAACCGACCAUGUCGAGCAACCUCCAAGUCAUCUCGCACCGCCUCGACAGCCUCCCGAUCCGCGGCUUCCUCGGCGUCUCGAGCUACUACUGGGGCCUCCUCCUCAAGACGGGCGUCGGCUGGGCGAUGGACUCGAUGGACACCUUCCUCUUUACGUACGCCAUUAGCCACUGGUCCAAGGACAUUGUCAACUACGAUAUCGAGACCAAGACGAUGACGCCGCUCAGUGGUCGCCAGAAGGGCCUUCUCGGCUCGGCGGCUUUUGCCGGCUCGCUCUGCGGUGCCAUCAUGUUUGGCCAAAUGGCCGACCACUACGGCCGCAAGCCCAUGUUCAUGGCCACGCUGCUCGUCUUCCUCGUUGCGACGCUCAUCUGCGGUGCCGCCGACAGCUACGGCAUGAUGCUCUCGUUCCGCUUCAUUGCCGGCUUUGGUCUCGGUGGUGAGCUGCCCGUCGCCGCCGCCUUGGUGCAGGAGCUCACGCCGACGGCGGUCCGCGGUCGCAUCAUUGUGCUCCUCGAGUCGUUUUGGUCGAUUGGCUGCAUGAUUGCGGUGCUGCUCGCGAUCGAGCUCACCAAGCACGUAUCGUGGCGCGCCGUGUUUUAUAUCUCGGCGAUCCCGGCCGUGUACGCGGUCGCGAUCCGGUUCAUCAUCCCCGAGUCGCCCAAGUGGCUGGCGACCGUCGGCCGCAUGGACGAGGCCGAGGCGAUCGUCGCCAAGAUUGAGCGCGCCCACGGUGUGACGUACGACAAGGAGGGCGAGGCCGCCAAGGUCGAGCCGCUCGUGUCGGAGCGCAACACGACCUUUGACGUCAAUGGCCUCAAGCCGUACGAGCGUGUCGCGCUCAUGUUCCGCGGUGAGUUCCUCGCGCGGACGCUCGUGCUCUGGGUCGUCUGGAUCUGCAUUUCGUUUUCGUACUAUGCGAUUUACGUCUGGCUGCCGGUGCUGCGCUCCAAGGAGCCCGGUGGCUUCAACCUCAACGGCGCGACCGGCACCAUGUUCUUCAUCAUCUUCUGGCAGCUCCCGGGCUACAUCUCGGCCGCGUACCUCGUCGAGAUCAUUGGCCGCAAGAAGACGCUCGCCAUCUUCCUCGUCGGCGCGUGCGUCUCGGCGCUCGCGUUUGGCUACGUCAAGAACACGCAGGCCAAUUUGAUGAUCACCGGUGCGUUCAUGUCGUGGUUCAUGCUCGGCGCGUGGGGCUCGCUCUAUGCGUACACGCCCGAGAACUACCCGACCCCGAUCCGCGCCAUGGGUGCGUCGUACCCGUCGGCCUUUAGCCGCAUCGGCGCCAUUGCUGGCCCGUAUGUGGUGCCCAUUAUGAUUGAGAACAACUGUACGAGCGAGACCAUCAUGUGGGUCUGCACGGGCGUGCUCAUGUUUGCGGUCGUCAUCCUCGUCGUCUUUGGCUUUGAGACGCAGGGCCAAGACGUCGAAACGGCGCCCAAGGUCGAGGCCUUCUUGGCCGAGCGCCGCGGCGAAGGCGUCCAGACGCCGGUGCGCGAGUACUGAUGUCUCUAUCUAUAAUGCAGUCUUGUCGUUUGGUCUUCUUUCACACGGAACUGGUUUUUGGC
Molecule: messenger RNA, 1576 nt
Organism: Saprolegnia diclina VS20
Lineage: Eukaryota; Oomycota; Saprolegniomycetes; Saprolegniales; Saprolegniaceae
Exons: 1
Coding region: 18-1514 (498 amino acids)
Biological process (GO): transmembrane transport
Cellular component (GO): membrane
Molecular function (GO): transmembrane transporter activity
Source: RefSeq, a predicted model, not a curated record